Molecule: messenger RNA, 261 nt
Organism: Saccharomyces paradoxus
Lineage: Eukaryota; Fungi; Ascomycota; Saccharomycetes; Saccharomycetales; Saccharomycetaceae
Gene: TMA10
Product: Tma10p
Exons: 1
Coding region: 1-261 (86 amino acids)
Source: RefSeq, a predicted model, not a curated record
AUGACCAGAACUAGCAAAUGGACAGUCCACGAAGCAAAGUCUAACCCAAAGUAUUUCACCCAUAACGGAAACUUUGGGGAAUCUCCCAAUCACGUCAAGAGAGGAGGCUACGGGAAGGGCAAUUGGGGCAAGCCAGGAGACGAAAUUAACGAUUUGAUCGAUUCUGGCGAAAUCAAGACCGUCUUUAACAAGACCAGAAGGGGUUCUAACUCCCAAAACAAUGAAAGGAGACUUUCUGAUUUACAACAGUACCACAUCUAG